This is a messenger RNA of Chironomus riparius, 1305 nucleotides long. Lineage: Eukaryota; Metazoa; Arthropoda; Insecta; Diptera; Chironomidae. The record is from the annotation of a GenBank genome assembly.
AUGAUAAUGUUACGAAGUGCACUAUCAAGUGGAUUUAGGUGUUAUAGCACAGCUAAUAAUGCAUUUGACUUAACUAUAGUCGGAGGUGGAAUUGUUGGUGUUGCUAGCGCUCGUGAGAUCAUUAAUCGUCAUCCGCAUUUAAAAAUUGCAAUUGUUGAAAAAGAAAAAAAAGUUGCAGUACAUCAAUCGGGUCAUAACAGUGGUGUAAUACAUGCGGGUAUCUACUAUAAGCCAGGAUCCCUCAAGGCCAAAUUGUGUGUCGAAGGAUUGCAUUUAGCAUACAAAUAUUGUGAUGAAAAGAAUAUUCCAUAUAAGAAAGUUGGUAAAUUGAUCGUUGCAACAAAUAAAGUCGAAGAAGAAAGAUUAAAGGAUUUGUAUGAUCGUGGAUUAAAGAACAAAGUUCCAGAUUUGAAGCUAGUUGAUGCCAAAGGAAUAAAGGAGAUUGAGCCAUAUUGUAAAGGAGUAAGAGCAAUUCAUUCGCCUCAUACUGGAAUCGUUGAUUGGGCUCUUGUGACUGAAUAUUAUGCUAAAGAUUUUCAGAAUGCUGGUGGAGAAAUUUUCUUAAACUUUGAGGUCAAAAAGUUCUUUAGAUCUACUAACAAUGCUGAACAUCCUGUAACCGUUAUAGCAGCUAAUGGCGAGCAAGUUUAUUCUCGUUAUAUUCUCACUUGUGGUGGCUUACAAGCAGAUAAAAUUGCAGCUUUAACUGGCAACAAAACCCCUCCAAAAAUCGUACCCUUCCGUGGUGAAUAUUUGCUGUUAAAUCCAGACAAAGCUCAUUGGGUUAAAGGAAAUAUUUAUCCUGUUCCUGAUCCUCGGUUCCCAUUUUUGGGAGUUCAUUUUACACCACGUAUGGAUGGAAGUAUUUGGCUUGGACCAAAUGCAGUUCUUGCAUUCAAACGUGAAGGAUAUACAUGGACGGACUUUAAUCUUUUCGAAUUUCUUGAUGCCAUAAAAUAUCCAGGCUUGAUUCGUAUGGGAACUCGAUAUAUUGGAGCAGGUAUCAAAGAAAUCACACAAUCAUUAAUACCAGCAUUACAAGUGCGUCAAUUACAAAAGUUCAUACCUGAAAUUACUGUUAAAGAUAUCAGUAAAGGACCCGCUGGCGUUCGUGCUCAAGCUUUACGUAGCGACGGCUCAUUAGUUGACGACUUUAUAUUUGAGUAUGGUGAAGGUGAAAUUGGAACAAGAAUUUUGCAUUGCUGCAACGCACCGAGUCCCGGAGCUACUUCCAGUUUAUCAAUCGCCAAAAUGAUUGCUGAUAAAGUCGAAAGUUCAUUUAGAUUUGUAAAGCGCCACGAUUAG